AUGAAGUUCAACAACAUCCUACUUCUUUGGUCCUUUGUUUUGUCAGUUGCUGUGGCUGUUCACCCAUUUGCUAAAAACUGGGAAAACAUUGAGUAUUCUAAAACCAUUGACGUUGCCAAGUCCUUUUCCAAGGAGAAACAUAUUAUUAAAGUGAAAAACAUCAACACAGAGCCUUCAAAACAAUACAUUUUUGCUGUUCCAAAAGAUGUUAAGAAGCAUAUUACUUUGGUGGUGGGAUUGUAUCAAACGCCUGCUGGCAAGAACUCUUUGCUUCAACCUAAAGCCAUGCCAAUCAGUGAUGAUGACUUGGUGUAUUACAUGCUUGAAUUGCCUUAUCCUAUUGCGCCGGGUUCGCAGUUUGACUUUGCUAUUUCUUAUAUUAUUACAAACCAAUUCACCCCUUACCCAGAAUUUAUUGAAAUGGAAGACAAUCAAGUGCUAAAAUUGUCUACCAAUGCUUAUCCGUUGUCUCCAUAUGAUACGCAGUCAUAUGAAUUGAUCUUUUCUCACAUAAGAGAGUACCAGGAGUUAAAUGCUAACAGUUUCACUCAUGAUUUAGUUAAAUCUGAAAUUGGAAGCAGUGCUGUGAAAUACUCUUCUUCAAGUGCUAUCCCAGCGAACUCUCUAUUUACUCUUGAUGUCACGUUUGUUAAGAAUGCUCCUCUACCUUUUAUUAAUUAUUUAAAGAGAGAUUUGUGGGUAUCACAUUGGUCUGGUGUUUUACAAUUGGUUGAAUAUUACGAAUUGACAAACCAUGCAGCAAAACUUUCCAAAGGUUUCUCAAGGGCAAAAUAUUUAGCUAGUGGUAUUGCAUCUAAAUUACAUCAUUGCAUUGCUGUGUUGAGAAUUCCAUUCGACAAAUCAAAGAAAAUUGAGGAAAACUCCAUGUAUUAUGUGGACAAAGUUGGUAAUGUUUCCACUUCUCAAUUCAACUCUGAUGAAUUACUUAUUCGUCCAAGGUUCCCUAUCUUUGGUGGAUGGCAUUAUAACUUCACCAUUGGAUGGGAUUAUGCUUUAAACCAAUUUGUCAGACAGAACAAUGAAGAAUACAUUUUGAAAGCAAAUAUUUUAGAUGGUAUUUACGAUGCUACGUAUGACCAGGUUGAACUUAAUGUGUAUCUUCCUGAAGGUGCUGAAAUCAUUGAUUAUGCUUUACCUUUUGGCAUAGACGAACCAACAAUUUCUCAUGAAACUUCAUAUUUGGAUGUUGGCACUGGUCAUACUAGAAUUACCUUCAGGAUUGAAAAUCUUAUUGAUGAGAUGAAAAACUUAGUUGUUGUAUUACGUUAUAGGUACACAACUUACGCAAUGUUCUACAAGCCAUUGCAAGCCUCAUUUUACAUAUUUCUUGCGUUGAUGGGACUCUACAUCCUGAAAAAAAUUGAUAUCUCAAUUAAACCGCAAAAGAAAGAAGAAACUGAAAAUGUAAUUAUAAGUGAAGCAGUGAACUAA
This is a messenger RNA of Pichia kudriavzevii, 1452 nucleotides long. RefSeq lists its product as uncharacterized. Bases 1 to 1452 code for a protein of 483 amino acids. NCBI's taxonomy places the organism in Eukaryota, Fungi, Ascomycota, Pichiomycetes, Pichiales, Pichiaceae. Gene Ontology annotation, cellular component: membrane; oligosaccharyltransferase complex. The record is from RefSeq and is a predicted model, not a curated record. The transcript has a single exon.